GGCGCCGACAUGGUCAAUCCAUAGAGAAUCCAUGCCGUACGACGUGUAGAGGUCUUUCUUCACCCACCUAGGUGCCUGUAUGCUCUGAAGAAAAGAAAGCUUCAAUCAUCGUGAACGCAACGUGCGAUAACACGCACGCGCGAGAAUUUGGAAUAUCACCGUCGUACAUGUUCCUUCUCGACCGCCACUAGAUACCGCCGCGACGCGAUAGUUUCUCAGAUUGCACUUUGUUCGACAAGAUCCUCCAUAGAUCCUCGAAACUGAGGCAAUUAUAUCCUUACACUGCGCGUUCCAAAUUUCUCGACGCUGCUGUCUCUGCGCUACACUAAUUCAGAUUCGAAUCAUUCCUGACAAGUACCUGUCGCGAAGGACGCACCGUCACUUAUUCAAUCUUGACUGCCUACUAUGCCUCCUGGGGUGGAAUACUAUUGCCCAUGUCUGUCAUCAACUCCUCAUCCUCCGCCAUCCUCCCUAGCAUCCUCCUUGUACAGCUUCCACCCACUGCAUAGUCUGUUCUUCUGCGAAGAAUGUGACGCUGUUAGAUGUAAUCGCUGUGUAAUGGUGGAAGUCAGUGGGUACUAUUGCCCUAACUGUCUAUUCGAGGUGCCUAGUGCAAGCGUUCGCGCAGAGAAAAACCGAUGCGCGCGGAAUUGCUUCAUGUGUCCCAAUUGCCAGAACACGCUUACAGUUGUAGCCUCAGACCCGCCGGACAAUGGUGAAACUCGAACGUCACCUAUCGUACUCAGUGCAGUGGGAGAACCACCGUUCUUUCUCUAUUGCAAUCACUGUCGAUGGGACUCUGCCGAAGUGGACAUGACGUUUGAGAAACCUACCGGGUUGGCUGCUCAACUACAAAAGUUCGAAGAUUCUGCCCCAGAAGCCCUUGAAUUCGAGCGUCUGAAAGAACAUUUUGAGCCAUUCUUACGUGCAUCCCCGUCCUCCUCUACCCUCCCGUCUAGCUCACAUCAUCAUCUAAAUCCUAUCACAGCUGCAGCUUCUUCCGCCCUGGCGCGUGACAUUCCCGGAGUGGUCAAGUAUAACCCUUUGACUCGAAGCCGCUCUGGUCGAGAUCGAGCGGCCGCCAAAAGCGAAAUUCCUGAUUACCGAGCGCGAGUUGAGGCAGGGUCCAGCCAUGGUUUGGCGUCGGGGAGUGGAGGCGAAGUGGAUGUGGAUUUCAUGAAACAUUUGGAGACCGCGGGUGAGGUUGCUUCACUUGAACAGCGUUGGGUGAAUAGUUGGACAACGUCGUUACAUGCAAAUGACCUGAAACCACUACGCAUCCCUCUUCAUUCCAAGAAAUCCAAACGUUGUCCAAGUUGUCGCCAUAUCCUCAUCAAACCCGAACAGAAAGCCCAGUCCGUCCGUUUCAAGAUCAAAUUAGUCGCAGCCAACUACCUCCCCGCAAUCACAGUCAGCCUUCCUCACGCUCGCGCCGCAAUGGAAAUGAUCAAACGUUCUUCAGCGCUGAACAAGUCCACUUCAACCGCAGUCGCAGAGGAGCACGCUGCUGCUGCGUCCGGAGCGAUGAUUGCCGGGAAGACGUAUCCUUUCCAUUUGGCAUUUACGAACCCACUAUACGAUCCCAUCCAAGUGCGCCUUCAUGUCCAACGUACACUUACACCCUCUUCGGCCGAUGGAAAGCAGAAAGCGCCGUUCGCGGUCACAUUGCCGUCGUCUGCAUUUCCCAUUGCUGCGUUUGCGGAAGCUUGGGAAUAUGAAGAUGACGAAGAUAUGUUCGGUGAUGAAGGUGAUUAUGACGGUGCCAGAGGAACUAAGGACCGAGAUGGACGUGCGAGACCGAGGACUGUUGGGGUACUCGAGCGGAGAGCUAAUGUGACUGUGGUUGGUGGUGAGGUCGUUCUCGGGAAAGAAGCUCGAGGUAAUAUCAAGGUACUUCAAUAUGCUGGUAACGUAUACUUACCGGUCGGACGACCCUGAACCCGAGAAUGAUGACCCUACUGCGACACCUUCCAAGAGGGGAACGCAGGACAAACAACCUCAGAUGAAGACGUUCUCGUUUUAUACAGUGGUCGAGCUGGGAAAUAUCAUACGUAGGGAAGAGUCGAAGGUGGACAUGGAUCCAUGAUAUGUUCGUACUCACUGCGUUUGAGUUAUUGGCAAUUUCCCUCUGGCGUUGUGCUGUUUAUCCUUGUGUCCUCUUAACACGAUGCUUUGUGAAGCAUUGUCUUGAACCCCGGCUAAUUGUGACUUCAUAAACAUCUCCCUUCCUAGUGACGUCAGCUUUCGAAAUCACAUAUCAACGGCUGUCUUACCCUGCAUAUUCCUAUCUAUCUCUGGUUCCUUGUACCUCAAUCCACUGCGAACCAUUGCCUGCACCUGCGACGUCUGCUUACGUCUUCCUUUUCUGGCUCAUUAUCUCUUUAUGCAUGGUCGGCUUGUUGUCUCGGCUGCGCUUCUCCAAGAAUAUAGUCAGCCGUAUAGG
Messenger RNA from Somion occarium, 2443 nucleotides. NCBI's taxonomy places the organism in Eukaryota, Fungi, Basidiomycota, Agaricomycetes, Polyporales, Cerrenaceae. The record is from the annotation of a GenBank genome assembly.